Molecule: messenger RNA, 1485 nt
Organism: Durio zibethinus
Lineage: Eukaryota; Viridiplantae; Streptophyta; Magnoliopsida; Malvales; Malvaceae
Product: diacylglycerol O-acyltransferase 2-like
Biological process (GO): triglyceride biosynthetic process
Cellular component (GO): endoplasmic reticulum membrane
Molecular function (GO): diacylglycerol O-acyltransferase activity
Source: RefSeq, a predicted model, not a curated record
AGCUUACCAAAUAAAGACGAUUUAUUUUUUUUAUUAUUAGAAACGGACACGAGAUUGCAAAAUUCAAUGCGGGUGGCUGUGACAGCGUCAGAGGUGUGAUAAUAAAUAAGGGGAAAAGAAAGAGCAGCGGAGUGGAGUAGAGUGGAGUGAAGCAUCGUGUCUUGAUAUUUGUGAAGUAGGUGGGUGAAUUUGAAAUCGGUGGCCUUUGGAUCGAGGCGUUGGUCGAUGGGGGAAGAAAGGGAGGAGAUGAAGGCUGCUGGACUUGGAACUGGAUAUCGGGAAUUCAGUGGAAGGCAUGAAUUCCCGUCCAACAUAGUGCACGGCGUGUUAGCUGUUGCUUUAUGGCUUUGGACUCUCCAUUUAAACGCCCUCUUGCUUCUUUCCAUUCUCUUCCUUCCUUUUUCCAAAUUCCUUGGGGUGCUUGGAUUCCUUUUGGUUUUCAUUUUUCUCCCUAUCGAUCCUCACAGUAAAUUUGGGCGGAAGUUGGCCAGGUAUAUAUGUAAGCAUCUUUGCAGUUAUUUUCCCACCACUCUCUAUGUUGAGGACAUUCAUGCCUUUCAUCCCGAUCGCGCUUACGUUUUUGGUUAUGAGCCACAUUCAAUUUGGCCAAUUGGAGUUGUUACACUCGCUGAACUUACAGGUUUCAUGCCUCUUCCGAAAUUGAAAGCCCUUGCAACCAGCGUUGUAUUCUACACUCCAUUUUUGAGGCACAUAUGGACAUGGUUGGGUGCCUCAGCAGCAACAAGGAAAAAUUUUUGUUCCCUAUUGGAUGCUGGUUAUAGUUGUAUUAUAGUGCCUGGUGGAGUGCAGGAGAUAUACCACAUGGAGCAUGGUUCUGAGGUUGCAUUCCUUAGGGCACGAAAAGGAUUUGUUCGCAUAGCCAUGGAAAUGGGUUGUCCAUUGGUCCCAGUUUUCUGCUUUGGUCAGUCACAUGCCUACAAGUGGUGGAAACCAAGUGGGAAGUUGUACCUGCAAUUUGCCAGAGCUAUCAAGUUCAUUCCCAUGUUCUUUUGGGGAAUUUUCGGAACUCCUUUACCCUAUCAACAUCCAAUGCAUGUGGUGGUAGGCAAACCUAUUGAGUUGAAGAAAAAUCCACGGCCUACAGACGAAGAGGUCCUUGAAGUACAAGGCCAAUUUAUUCAAGCCCUUCAAGAUCUCUUUGAGAGACACAAAGCUCGGGUUGGAUAUGCUGAUCUUCCAUUAAGGAUUCUUUGAUAUGAACUUACUUUGGGGUUGAGUCCUUUCAUGGAAUUCUGUUUGUUGAGGUAUUCCAAGCAGAGAACAAAGCUAAAGCAGGAUUUUAUCAAUAAGAAAAUUAUUUCAUUGCAAAUCUUCCCCUAUAAAUGAAUAUUCUGAACUGAUUUUUAUUAAUGCAGCUGCCCCUUUUUGGCAAUGCUGCGCGUCCAUUCCAUUUUGUGAUAAAUUUGUUGGAUAAACAAUCAAUGAAAUGAUUAAAUGAAAUCAAGAGCUAUAGAUAUAAUUAGA